Molecule: messenger RNA, 6480 nt
Organism: Anopheles darlingi
Lineage: Eukaryota; Metazoa; Arthropoda; Insecta; Diptera; Culicidae
Gene: LanB2
Product: laminin subunit gamma-1
Exons: 9
Coding region: 747-5609 (1620 amino acids)
Source: RefSeq, a predicted model, not a curated record
ACGAUCGCGAUCGUGCAUAGACGGCAGCAUAGACGAAAAAUCAUAACCGUUCCGCGUUCCCGGGGGGUGAGACCGCGUACCAGUACAAAUUGACGAUUCGUGGACCGUCCAUCUCUCUCCCUGGUGGAGGUGCGCUCGGUGCUUGGUGCAAGUGGCCCAAAGUGCAGCAGCAGCAGCAGCAGCAGCAUCUGCCGUGUGUGUGCAAACAGAUUUCUGGUGUUUUUGUGGCCACCGAAGGCGUUUGGCUUUCCGGAGGUGCCCGGCAGAGUAGCCGGUGAUCUCACACUAUCUCGGGCGCCGUCACUUCUCCUUCCGGAAGCGUCGGUCCGGACGUGUGCGGUGUCCUGGUUUGAACCGAUAAGAACUUCAACCAGUCACAGACGGGGGGGAGGCAUAGCUAGCCAGAGCUGUAGUGUAGUUGAUGAGAGAGAGCGCGGCCCUGUGACUAUGCUCCAGCCCCAAUGUGUGUAGUGCCCGGGGGUGGCAGCAUCUGCGAGAACCACGGAGCCGCCAGUCGUCUCGAAACGCUCCCAGGAGCGUGAAGUGUGAUCGUGGAUCGUGGAUCGUGGAGUAGCUCUCGACCAGAGCUAGCGACAGCAGGAAGGACUGCUCGAGUGUGGUCGAUUAAGUGAAGUGAAGUGAAACAAAAAAAACGAGUGCUGGUUGAGGUGUGCUAGACGGUAUACCGGUUCCGUGUGGCGUCCUGAGUCUUCCCGUAAGCCAAAGUUUGUUGCAACUAGAUAAAAAUGAGGCCGAGGAUCGGACCGAUCCUCGCCGUGCUGGUGUACUGUGGCGGUGUGUUAACCGCAGUGAGUGCUAACGAUAAUACACACUACAGCCCACCGCUGGAAUGCAUCGAUCGGUAUGGACGACCACAGCGCUGUAUACCGGAGUUCGAGAAUGCGGCGUACCAGCUGGAGGUGGAGGCAACGAACACGUGCGGCCAGGACGGUGAUACGGAUUUCUGCGUUCAGACGGGUUACUCGAACCGGAAGAGCUGCGACGUCUGCCAUGCCGGUGAACAUUCGCCGCUCUAUCUGACCGAUUACCACGAGCAGAACAAAGCGACCUGGUGGCAAUCGGAGACGAUGUUCGAGGGUGUCCAGUACCCGAACCAGGUGAACCUGACACUGAAGCUGGGAAAAUCGUUCGACAUCACCUUCAUCCGGCUGGUGUUCCAUUCGCCCCGGCCCGAAUCGUUCGCGAUCUAUAAACGCGUCACACCGAACGGUCCGUGGAUUCCGUACCAGUACUACAGUGCGACGUGCCGCGAUACGUACGGCCUACCGGACUCGGUAUCGGUGAUGAGCGGUGAGGAUGAAUCGCGGGCACUCUGCACCAGCGAGUACAGUGACAUCUCGCCACUGCGCGACGGUAACAUUGCGUUCUCGUCACUCGAGGGUCGCCCAUCGGCCAUCAACUUCGAUCACAAUCCGGAACUGCAGCAGUGGGUGACGGCAACCGAUAUCCGGAUCACGCUCGAUCGGCUCAACACCUUCGGUGACGAAGUGUUUGGUGACGCGCAGGUGCUGAAGUCGUACUUUUACGCGAUUGCCGACAUCACGGUUGGGGCGCGCUGCAAGUGCAAUGGGCAUGCGAGCGAAUGCACGACCAGCACGGGACUGGAGGGCCAACGGACGCGCGUCUGCAAGUGUAUGCACUUCACCGAUGGACCGGACUGCGACCGCUGUCUGCCGUUCUACAACGAUGCACCGUGGGGCCGAGCGACAUCGAAGAAUGUGCACGAGUGUAAAGCCUGCAACUGCAACGGUUACUCGACCAAGUGCUUCUUCGAUCGCCAUCUGUACAAUCUGACCGGCCACGGUGGCCACUGUAUGGACUGUGGUGCGAACCGCGAUGGACCGAACUGCGAACGGUGCAAGGAGAACUUCUUCAUGCGCGACGACGGUUACUGUAUCAACUGUGCCUGCGAUCCGGUCGGUUCCCGGUCGCUCCAGUGUAAUGCCGAGGGCCGCUGCCAGUGUAAACCGGGCGUAACCGGGGAAAAGUGUGAUCGGUGUGACAGUAACUACUUCAGCUUCGGACCGCACGGUUGCCAGCCGUGUAAUUGCGAUGUACGCGGUUCCCGCGAUAAUGCACCGUCCUGCGAUCCGGUAACGGGCAUGUGCGAUUGUAAGGAAAACGUCGAAGGACGCCAUUGCCGGGAGUGUCGCCUGGGGUACUUCAAUCUGGAUGCGGAGAACAAGUUUGGCUGUACGCCGUGCUUCUGCUAUGGCCAUACGCUCGAGUGUACCAGCGCCAACGGGUACUCGAUCACCUCGACCACCUCGAGCUUCAACAAACACAAGGAAAAGUGGACCGCGGUCACGGAUACGGGCGUCCCGGUUGACGUAAAGUACAACACGCACAGCCAAUCGAUCGGUGUCGGUGCGAACGGACACCGGACGGUGUACUUCCUUGCACCGGAUCGGUUCCUCGGCGAUCAGCGAGCAUCGUACAAUCGGUUGCUCAAGUUCCGGUUACAGCUUGUCGGACAGCAGCGCGUUGACAUCAGUCCGUACGAUGUGGUGCUGGAGAGUGGCAACAGCAGCAUCUCGCUACCGAUCUUCGCACAGAACCAGCGCAUGCCGAGUGAGGAAUCGCACGAGUUUGCGUUCCGGUUGCACGAGAAUCCGGACUACACCUGGACACCGUCGAAUUCGGCGCGCGGUUUUAUGUCGAUCCUGAGUAGCCUGACGGCGAUCAAGAUCCGGGCGAUCUAUAGCGAUCACGGGGAGGCGGUGCUGGACGAUGUGGAACUGCAGACGGCACAUAGGGGUGCGGCGGGACGACCGGCGACCUGGAUCGAGCAGUGUACCUGCCCGGUCGGAUAUCUUGGACAGUUCUGUGAAUCGUGCGCACCGGGCUAUCGGCACAAUCCGGCCCGUGGUGGACCGUUUAUGCCGUGUAUUCCGUGUGAUUGUAACAAGCAUGCCGAGAUUUGUGACUCGGAGACGGGACUGUGCAUCUGUCAGCACAAUACGGCCGGUGAUACGUGCGACAAGUGUGCCAAGGGAUACUACGGAAAUGCACUCGGUGGUACGCCGUACGACUGUAAGCGUUGCCCGUGUCCGAACAAUGGUGCCUGUAUGCAGAUGGCGGGCGAUACGGUCAUCUGUCUCGAGUGUCCGGUCGGAUACUUCGGAUCACGGUGUGAGCUUUGUUCCGAUGGAUACUAUGGUGAUCCGACUGGUGUGCACGGUGCGGUACGUGUCUGCCAAGCGUGCGACUGCAACGGUAACGUCGACCAGAACGCGGUCGGUAACUGUAACCGGACGACGGGCGAAUGUCUCAAGUGUAUCCACAACACGGCCGGACCACACUGUGACCAGUGCUUGCCAGGUCACUUUGGCGAUCCGCUAGCGGAACCGCACGGUAACUGCGAGGAGUGUAGCUGCUAUCCGCACGGUACCGAGCAGACGGAGAAGGGCAUCUCGAUCUGUGACUCGAUCAACGGUGACUGCCACUGCAAACCGAACGUCGUGGGGCGGAUCUGUAACGAGUGCAAGAACGGCUACUGGAACAUCGUGUCCGGCAAUGGGUGCGAGAGCUGCAACUGCGAUCCGAUCGGUAGCUUCAACGCUUCCUGUGACAUCUUCAACGGCGAGUGCUUCUGCAAACCGGGCGUGGUCGGUAAGAAGUGCGACAAGUGUGCGGCCGCCCACUACGGUUUCUCGGACGAGGGUUGCCGGGCGUGCGAGUGUGAUCCGAGCGGUUCCAAGGGUACCCAGUGCGACCAGUACGGGCAGUGUCCGUGUAACGAGAACGUCGAGGGUCGUCGGUGCGAUCGGUGCAAGGAGAACAAGUACGAUCGCCACCAGGGUUGUCUGGACUGUCCGGCGUGCUACAAUCUGGUGCAGGACGCAGCGAACGAGCAUCGGGAGAAGCUGGGCCGGUUGGCUCACAUCCUGAACGAUAUCCAAUCGAAACCGAUCGUCAUCGAUGACAGUGAGUUCGCCGGUAAGCUACACGCGGUACAGGAGAAGAUCGACAUUCUGCUGGAGGACGCCAAGAGUGGUUCGGGCGGCGGUGAGAAGACGCUCAAUGAGAUGCUGGGAGAUCUAGAGGAGCGGUUGGUGGAGGUGCAGAAGCUGCUCGACAACGCGGAUCAAUCGCUCGAGGUGACGAACCGGAAGAUUAGCCAGGGCGGUCAAAACGCGACGCUGGCGAACGGGAAGAUACAGGAAGCUCGGCGUCAGUUGGAUGAUGCCGUUGAGUUGCUGCAAACGGAAGGCAAUACGGCACUGGGAAGGGCACGGGAAAUUUCCGGUCAUCUCGGUAAUCAGACGAACCAGAUCAGUGGCAUCUCGCGUGAGGCACGCCAAUACGCCGAUCGGUUUAAGGCCGAAGCCGAUGCAAACAUGAAGCAAGCCCAGGAAGCACAGGAGAAGGCAUUGGAGGCGCUUAAGAAGGCGAACAAUGCGAUCGCUCAGCAAUCGAACGUGACGAAGGAGCUGGCCGCGACGGUUGCGACGGAGAUUGCGCAGGUCCGGAACAAGCUGAACGCGGUAUCGAAGCUAACCGAUCAGGCAUUGACGAGGGCCCGGGAGGUGAACGAUGAGGCGCUCACACUGUUCGCUGCCGUCAAUCGGACCACACCACCGAACAUCGACAUCAAUCAGAUCAAGAAGGAAGCGGCGGCUUACAAUCGGGAGGCAGAUCGAUUGGCCGAGGAGCUGACCGGCAAGAUCGAUGGAAACUCCAAGCUGUUGAACAACGUGGUGGAAAACAUUCAGCUGGCCGAAGCGCUGCUGAGCAGAGCGGAAAUUCAAAAGGAAGAAGCCGUCACGGCAUUGAAACAGCUGCAAUACGCCAAGGAGCUAGCCGAAAAGGCGGUCGCGGAGGGUGAUGGUACGCUGCGGAAGGCCAACUACACCUACCACACACUGGCCGGGUUCAAGAAUCAGGUCGAGGAGUCGUCGAAACGAGCGAACGAUGCGCUCGCCCUCGUGCCCAACAUUGAACGCCAGAUGCAGGUUUCGCUCGAGCUGCUAGAGGCUGCUGAAGGGGCACUGUCAGCGGCAAGCCGUAAUGCCGAGGAUGCGCGCAAGAAUGCCCAGGUGGCACAGGACAAGUACGCCGAGGAGGCCUCUAAGUUGGCCGAGAGCAUCAAAAAGCGGGCGAACGCAACGAAGAACACGGCCCGUGAUCUGCACCACGAGGCGGACCAGCUGAAUGGACGAUUGGCCAAGACGGACAAUCGGUUGGAAGAGCGUGAGGCCCAGGUGCGCAAGGAUCUGAAUCUGACCAACGAAGCGAAGGAAAAGGUCGGUCAGGCGCAGCUCAACUCGAACGAGGCGAAGCUGCAGGUGGACAAGGCACUCAAGGAGGUCAACCUGAUAAUGUCCGAGCUCGCCAAUCUGCGCGAAAUCGAUGUCAACAGCUUAGACGAUCUAGAGCGUCGCCUGAGCACGGCAGAGAAGGAGCUGGAAGACGCACAGCUCACCAGACGGCUGGCCACGCUGACCGAGGCGAAGAACGUGCAGAAUCAGAACAUCAAGAGCUAUCAGCGCGAGCUGGCUGAGCUGCGGCUCGAGGUGAACAACAUCGAGUUGAUCGCCAACUCACUGCCUGAGGGAUGCUUCAAGCGGACGCACCUGGAACCGUAGAACCGUGCGUGUUCGUGCGCGGAAGGACACACCCCAAACAAAAACGGCCUCCAACAACGAAGGAGGUACGGACCGAUGUGCCACAGAAACAACAACAAAAAUCCAACAGCCAGAGCCAGUGCGUGUGUACGCCCGGUGCUGCUUAUCGGCCAAUACUCUAAUCUUAGUCUAAUCCUACCUAUUACCGUACCGCUCCGUUACUAAUACCUUCAUCAGCGCGAUGAUCCACAGCUCCAUUUCGAGGGAGGUGUGACGCGCAUUAUGCCUGCCAAUUACACAACACACACGCACGCGGGAACACACGAGGACACAUGAACAGGUUAAUUAAAAGUGUUGUUCUUUGCACUUGCACUGUUCUUGGUGGAAAGUAAAUUGCAACUCCCCUGGCACUGGGUUGUGUAGCGCUUUUAAUUUGCUACCGUUGCUAUGAUCCAUACCGACGGAUGGUAGAUUCCACAGUUACGCAUAUGCGGUGCUAUGGCGAUGGUGUCGAAACAAAAAGAUUAACUUGCAUUAGAUUUAGUAAUAUUUAAAUGGAUAAGCUCCUUAUCAGUACCCCCCCUUAACUGAACUACUAACUACCUUUCUAGGAUGAGUGGCCCCACCAGUGAGACACAAAACACUAACCUCGGACUGGUUAUGACCCUUUUCCCGGCGCCGAUUUGUGCCGGUGCUCUCUAUCCUCUGCUCCUUCUGCUCUUGCUCUUAGAUCCCUAAUCCCUAAUCUACGAAGCGUGUGUAUGUGUGUGUAUGCGAGCGUGUGUGUUCGUGUGUUUUGAGUGUUCAACUUAAGUCAUCUGCAACGAUUUCGGUGGGAACUGAUGUGUGGGAAGAAGGAGAAUGUGUUACAAUAAAGACGAGAAAACCAAUA